CAUGACGUCACGACGUCGCGGUCAGGACGUAGAAGCGAAAGAAGACAGAAGCCUGCCGGGUAGCUGAGCGUUUUCGCAGUCGUAGCGCUACCGUCUUGGGUCGCUGCUGACGAGUCCUGAAAACGGACAGACCUGACAGUGAAAAAGCAGUCUGGCUCCCUGGAUCCACCCUCUCCACCCCAGGGUCCAGAUGGCCGCCAACGUGGGUGACCAGCGUAGCACAGAUUGGUCUUCUCAGUACAGCAUGGUGGCUGGGACUGGCAGAGAGAAUGGCAUGGAGACCCCCAUGCAUGAGAACCCUGAGUGGGAGAAAGCCCGUCAGGCUCUGGCCAGCAUCAGCAAAGCAGGAGCUGCUGGCAGCUCAAAGACCAGCAGCAAUGGGCCUGUGGCCAGUGCACAAUAUGUGUCUCAGGCAGAAGCCUCAGCUCUGCAGCAGCAGCAGUACUACCAGUGGUAUCAGCAGUACAACUACGCCUAUCCCUACAGCUACUACUAUCCCAUGAGCAUGUACCAGAGCUAUGGCUCCCCGUCCCAGUACGGGAUGGCUGGCUCUUAUGGCUCAGCCACCCCCCAGCAGCCUUCAGCACCCCAGCACCAAGGGACUCUGAACCAGCCCCCAGUCCCUGGCAUGGACGAGAGCAUGGCCUACCAGGCCUCACCACAGCAGCUGCCCGCGGCCCAGCCCCCCCAGCCUUCAAACCCCCCCCAUGGGGCCCAUGCUCUGAGCAGUGGCCCUCAGCCUGGAACAGCCCCUGCCACACAGCACAGCCAGACAGGGCCCCCUGCGGGCCAGGCCUAUGGACCACAUGCCUACCCCGAGCCCACCAAGCCCAAGAAGGGCCAGCAGCUGUGGAACCGCAUGAAGCCAGCCCCUGGGACCGGGGGUCUCAAGUUCAAUAUUCAGAAGCGACCCUUUGCUGUCACCAACCAGAGCUUUGGCUCCAGCGCGGAGGGCCAGCACAGCAGCUUUGGUCCCCAGCCCAACCCAGAGAAAGCCCAGAACCACAGCGGGCCUUCGCCCCGGGGAAACCUGUCUGGGAAACCUGACGAUUGGCCGCAGGACAUGAAGGAGUACGUGGAGCGCUGCUUCACAGCCUGUGAGUCAGAGGAGGAUAAGGACCGGACAGAGAAGCUGCUCAAGGAGGUGCUGCCGGCUCGGGCGCGGGGGGGNNNAGCCUACACCAUCGACUGGAGCCGCGAGCCUCUACCGGGGCUGACCAGGGAGCCUGUGGCUGAGAGCCCCAAGAAGAAGCGGUGGGAGGCCCCUAGCAGCCUUCACCCUCCCAGGGGGGCAGGCUCAGUGACCAGGGGCGGGGGUGCCCAGUCCCAGCGAGGGACGCCAGGGGCUGGGGGUGCUGGCCGAGCCCGGGGCAGCAGCUUCGCCAAGUUCGGCAACCGCAAUGUCUUCAUGAAGGACAACAGCUCUUCUUCCAGCACAGACUCCCGCUCCCGCUCCUCCUCCAGAUCCCCCACGCGCCACUUCCGGAGAAGCGACUCCCACUCGGACUCUGAUAGCUCCUACUCAGGGAACGAGUGUCACCCUGUGGCCCGCAGGAACCCGCCCCCCAAGGGCCGGGGUGGGCAGCUGGCUGGGCCAGAGGGGGGCCAGAGAUGUCUCCGUCCUUACGCUCUUCUGCCUCGUAGGCACGAUCUGGCUCCCACCAAGCGCAGCCGCAAGAAGAUGGCAGCUCUGGAGUGUGAGGACCCGGAGCGUGAGCUGAAGAAGCAGAAGCGUGCGGCGCGCUUCCAGCACGGGCACUCCCGCCGCCUGCGCCUCGAGCCCCUGGUGCUGCAGAUGAGCAAUUUGGACAGUGGCGGGACUGACCCUGACUGGCAGGAGCUGCAGAUCGUGGGCACCUGCCCAGACAUCACCAAGCAUUACCUGCGUCUCACCUGCGCCCCCGACCCUUCCACUGUGCGCCCCGUGGCAGUUCUGAGGAAGUCUCUGUGCAUGGUCAAGUCUCACUGGAAGGAGAAGCAGGACUACGCCUUUGCCUGUGAGCAGAUGAAGUCCAUCCGGCAGGACCUGACGGUGCAAGGUGUGCGCACGGAAUUCACCGUGGAGGUGUAUGAGACCCACGCCCGUAUUGCCUUGGAGAAGGGCGACCACGAAGAGUUCAACCAGUGCCAGACGCAGCUCAAGUCUCUGUACUCGGAGAACUUGCCGGGCAACGUGGGCGAGUUUACUGCCUAUCGGAUCCUUUACUACAUGUUCACCAAGAACUCAGGAGACAUCACCACGGAGCUGGCGUACCUCACGCGGGAGCUGAAGGCAGACCCUUGUGUGGCCCAUGCACUGGCACUGCGGGCAGCCUGGGCCCUGGGCAACUACCACCGCUUCUUCCGGCUCUACUGCCAUGCGCCCUGCAUGUCUGGCUACCUCGUGGACAAGUUUGCAGACCGGGAGCGCAAGGCUGCCCUCAAGGCAAUGAUCAAAACGUAUGUGGCACUUCGCCGUGGCCCUGCCACGCCUCUCACCCUCCCUGUGCUCCAGGCGGUCUUGGGCCUUCUGCGCUCAUGCUCGAGUCUUCUCCACACUUACCCUCGUCCUUGCUCUCCUCACUUGAGCGCCCCUUCUCCGACUGUCCUCCCACCUUACUCCUGUUCCCCUCCUCUCUUCCUCCUGUUCAUGUCAGCCUGGAUCUGGCUGGGCCUGGCUCUCAGUGCCCCCUGCAGGCCUCCGCCUGCCUGGUGCAGCUCCUCAGUGCUGCUAUGCUAGAGACAAACUAGGAAGGACCGACCCUGCCCUUGCUGCCUCCGCUCUUAAGACAAGGCCAGGUUCCCAUUCAUCUUUGGGAGUGGCAUUGCCACCAGUGCUGAGGGACUGUGUGACGGGUGGCCAUGCCCUCGUUGACUGAGCGUGUCCUUUACCCACCCAGCCCCGACUGGUAGAGCCUAGUUCUCUGUGGGGUGGAGAUGCCAGGCUGAGGGGACGCUGAGGAACCCAGCACUGGGACAGCCCAAGCAGUCUUCCGGCCUCAGACUUAGUGUAGUGUUGCCCAAGCUGAGAAGUCCUGGCCGAGGGCACUCCGUGGGUCCCAGGAGCUGCUGUCAGAGGGUGGUAGGGAGGCCCAGGGUGGUUCGUGGCUUAUCAGUUAGCGAGACUAGUUCCUGUCAGUCAGGGAGAGGCCAGGCAGGCACGGUGAGCCCUGGCUGGGAAGGGGAAGAGAUACUUUGCCUGUGACAUGCAGCCCUCAGGCGUAAGUGCCGCGCCCGGGGACCCGGCUGGGCAGCAGUCAUUUCUCCAUCCCUUUAUAUGUGAAGGGCCAUGGGUGGUGACACAGCUGUGAACAUCUGUCACCGACCUCACUUCUCAGCUCCUCGUGAGGUUGGUGUGGUCCAUCAUAGUCGUGACCCCCCCCCCAGGUCCCAGAGCCCCAUGAGUGCAGUUGUGGGAAGCCGCCGUCG
Fukomys damarensis (Damara mole-rat) is the source of this 3408-nucleotide messenger RNA. It is a transcript of the gene Leng8, whose product is annotated as leukocyte receptor cluster member 8. NCBI's taxonomy places the organism in Eukaryota, Metazoa, Chordata, Mammalia, Rodentia, Bathyergidae. The coding region runs from base 191 to 2719 and encodes 842 amino acids. Gene Ontology annotation, cellular component: nucleus. The record is from RefSeq and is a predicted model, not a curated record. The transcript has 16 exons.